ACUAAUUUAGUUAGUGAUGCUUUAAUUCUAAUACGCGAUAGUCUAAUACUGUAUUACCGUGUCCAUACUUGUAUCUUAUUAUUAACUAUAAAGUAUCUUUUACAAUAAUAAGUAGUACCUAUUAUUAUGAUCAUUCAUCAGAAUCAUUAAUGUCGUCGUGCGUACAAUGUUUCAGUAAACAUUUUUAGUUUGCCUAUUUUGUUCAAACGUUAUUUGAGUAUUAACUAAAAUUGUGCACAAGACUAGAUAUAGUAUAUCAGGAUUUUUACGCGACACACACUUACUCAAACCAAAGUUUUUUGCCUAGUUUUUAGACAUGGCGUUCCGUAGACAAAGUACAUCUGGGUCUAAGCCACAGCUUAAAGAAAAARUUGUACAAAUUUAUGAGUCAUUUUUUAAGGGCGAAGAUGUCUCAAAAGACAAUGACCAUUUCUGGGAUGAAUUUUUCUUAUUAAAACCUAAAAUAUCGUAUAUUGAGACAGAAAUAGAAAAAUUAAGUAUUGAACAAUUGGUUACACUUCAAGAUAAUUUUAGACUUUUAUUUACCAAAUGUAUCACAACAUUUGAAUGCCAACAUCAAUUGCGUAUUAUAUUCUCAUUAAAGAUUUCUAUUUUGGUAAUACCAAAAGACACUGAUAUGGUUUUUGAGAAUUUAUUGGGGAAAUGCAAUAUUAUGUUACGUGAACCCGAAUGUGUUGUUGUUAAAGAUUUAUGUUUACAAUUUUUACUGACGAUUGUUACUGGCACCGACAACCUCAAUGAAAAUCCAGCUCUAUGCCAUUUGAUGACUAACAGUGUUUUUGAACCUUUGACAGAAGUUCUUUCAAAUAAUAUAUACCAAACAUAUCAUGGCUAUGAUUCUAUUUUGCUCUUGACAUUACUUAUGAAUGUUGAAACUGCUAAGAAGACAAAUCCAUAUGUUGUCAAAUUAUCAUUGUUAGACAAAGAAGAUACUUUAAAUGGUUAUAGUCAGAUUAUAAGAUGGUCAUUGGAAGAAAUUUGUCAACAAUAUAGAUCAGAAGAAAUAGCACAGUACUCAAACAACACAUGGUUUAACACAUUUACAUCGGUUGUAAGCAAUAUGCUAUUUGUACCAGAAACUAUUGAAGAACAUAAUAUUGAAUUACCUCAAGAAAUCAGGUCAAUGAGUGGAAUAUUAAUUGCAUUGUAUGAAGCUGUACAUUACAAUCGAAACUUUAUGACUACAUUAACACAUUGUCAUACAUCCAAUAACUAUGAAUCACACCCUAGUGUUAUGCAACAGACACAUGCAGCUACAAAUAAUCCUGAUCUCAAAUCGCUAUCAGAUAAUCAAUUUUCCAAUCUUCUAGUCACAUUUUUUCAAUAUUGUUCAAUUGUAAUGCAGGACACAAAGACUGAAGCAAAUGCAAAUAACUCAAUGCUAUGUUUUGUAAUAUUGUCUAGUAUUACUGAUGACCAAUUUGCCAAUUCACUAAUGCAUGAUGUAAAUUUACAAUUCAAAGUCGAUCUAUAUAGAUCACCUACCAGACGAUACAUGUUUGUUCCUGACAAGUCGCCAAAACCUUUGGCUGCUGCUCUAUUAGAUUUGAUGAUCGAGUUUAUGUUAGGGCAUAUGAUGAAAAAAUUACCAUUUGACCAAUAUAUGAAAUGUAUAAGUAUAAUUCAUCGCAUAAUAUGUUACCAAAAACGGAAUAGUGUGCGUUUGUGUUACAAUUGGAAAGAUUUAUGGAGUUCUUUAAUCACACUUUUAAAAUUUCUAAUGACUUAUGAACAUCAACUUUCACAGGAUAUGAAUAUUUAUGAUUUAGGGAUACAAAUUGUUAAUAUAUUUAACUUGUUCAUUACCUAUGGUGAUAUGCUACUUCCAUCACCAAGCAGUUAUGAUGAGUUGUACUAUGAAAUUAUUAGGAUGCAUACAGUAUUUGACAAUAUAUAUGUCUUAUCAUCAAGAAACUCUUCAUCUGUUAGUGAACAUAAGUUAUCUGCUACAAAACUAUCUAAUUGUUUAAUAAAUAUAAGAGCUAUAAUCAAUCAUUACAUACCAAAAAUCGAUAAUUGGUUAGAGAAGAACUCAGUAACUACACCUGUUGGUGAAGAAAUUUUAGAAGUUGUAAGAAAUAAUUAUGAUACACUGACACUGAAAUUACUACUUGAUUGUUUGGGAAGUUUUGAGUCAAACAAGUCCAAUCAUGAUUUGGCAAGCUCAUCACUUAUCAAACUAAUGGUUAGCAAAGUAGUUAAGGAUACAAGGCAAUCAUUAAAACAUUCCAACACCGAUCUUCAGCAAAUUCUUCAGAAUUUUUCACUUUAUACUAAUCCAUAAUGAAUAUAUUUUAUCAUUGUAAGGCAGUAUUAAUGUUGUAUUCAAAAGCUAUUAAAACACGAUCAAAUACAAAUUUAGAAAUUAUUUUUAAUUGUAUUGCUUUUUUACAAUUAGAAAUUAAGAUUAAAAAUUAUUGAAUGAAUUUAAUACAUAUUUCUUUUGGAUGAUUUUCUCUUCGACUUAUUAAAUGUUUUGUAUUAGUCAUA
Messenger RNA from Diuraphis noxia (Russian wheat aphid), 2511 nucleotides. Its product is annotated as armadillo-like helical domain-containing protein 3. Gene Ontology annotation, cellular component: cytosol. Lineage: Eukaryota; Metazoa; Arthropoda; Insecta; Hemiptera; Aphididae. The record is from RefSeq and is a predicted model, not a curated record.